AGUCCUAUUUACUGAGCGCUUACUUUGUGCAGAGCACUGUACUGAGCGCUUGGGAAGUCCAAGUUGCCCCUCCUGGCUUGGAAGGCCCAUCCCGCAGGAUGGCCCUGGUCACCCUGGAAAGAGGCCCCUGCCCCGACCCCACCACCGAGGCGGACGUCUUAAGAAGCCGGAGGGACCAGCUGCAGAGACGGCAGAGCUUUGCAGUGCUGCGAGGGGCUGCGCUGGGCCUGCACGAUGUUGGGACUCUCGGGGCCGAGGAAGAGGACGAGACCCCGGAGGGGACGCAGGAGCCUGGACAUUGGGAUGAGGAGCAGAAACAUCGCCUGUGCCGCAUGAUGGAACUGCUCAGACCUCAGGAUAACAUCCGCCUGGCGGUGCAGCUGGAGUCGGCCCGGCCUCCUCGCCUCCGCUACCUGCUGGUGGUGUCGCCGUCCAAACCAGAGGCCCGGGAUGAGACCGUCCUGUUGGGAGUGGAUUUUCCCAAGGGCAGCUCCUCCGGCUGCAGCCUGGGCCUGGCCCUGCCCCUGUGGAGUGACUCACAAGUCUACCUGCAUGGAGACGGAGGCUUCAGCGUGAGUUCGGGGGGCCACAGCCGGAUCUUCAAGCCCAUUUCCAUCCAAACCAUGUGGGCCACCCUGCAGGUCCUGCACCAGGUGUGCGAGGCGGCCUUGGCCGGCGGGCUGGUGCCCGGGGGCGGGAGUGUACUGGACUGGACGAAGCACUACCGGGCCCGAGUGACCUCCGACCAAAGCUGCCUCAACGAGUGGACGGCCAUGGCCGACCUUGAGUCUCUACGGGCCGACCCGGACCCCGGCCGGGCCUCGGAGCUGGAACUGACGGAGAGACGGAUCCGGGAGGAGCUGCGACAUGUACUGGACGCCUGUGACCUGGACAGCGUAACUGCCAAGGAGAUCCGCCAGGCUUUAGAGCAGCGCCUGGGCCGUCCACUACAGGACCACCGUGACUUCAUCGACAACGAGGCCCUGCUGCUCCUGGCCCAGCGGGACCGGGCCUCCCGCAUCUUCCCGCACGUCUACCUGGGCUCCGAGUGGAAUGCCGCCAACCUGGAGGAGCUGCAGCGCAAUGGGGUCAGCCACAUCCUGAACGUGUCGCGGGAGAUCGACAACUUCUUCCCCGAGCUCUUCACCUACCACAACGUGCGCCUGUGGGAUGAGGAGUCCACACAGUUGCUGCCCCACUGGCCCGAAACCCACCGCUUCAUCGAGACCGCCCGGGCCCAGGGCUCCCGCGUGCUGGUUCACUGCAAGAUGGGGGUGAGCCGGUCCGCGGCGACGGUGGUGGCCUACGCCAUGAAGCAGUACGGCUGGGAGCCGGACGCGGCCCUGCGCCACGUGAAGGACCUGCGGCCCGUCGUCCACCCCAUCCCCAGCUUCCUGCGCCAGCUCCACACCUACCAGGGCAUCCUGACUGCCAGCCGUCAGAGCCAGGUGUGGGAGCAGAAGGCGGCGGAGGCGUCACCGGAGCGGCCGGGAGCCCGCGUCCCCGCGUGGUUGCCCCCGCCGACCCCAACUGACCCCUCGGUGGCUACCAAAGAGGAGCCGGGGCCGCGGCGCAUCAGCCUGAGGAAGAUGAUGAGGUCCAUCAGCUGCCUGGAGGCCCCGGACCAGGCCGCACCACUGACCCCCGGAGACCUCCCCGAGGUUUUCCCAAGGGAGGAGGGGAUCCCCGUGUCCCCCCAGGAGCAGACGGGAAAAGCGAGGCCUCCCGGCCUGGAAUCCCAACAGCGGAGCCCUGCCUCGAUGGGCCCCCGGCGCCGGGCCUCCGCAGGCCCGCGACCUGUCCCCUCCGCUCCCCGAGCGCGGAGGAUGGUGAGACAGGCCGGCGUGGACGACGACAGCGGAGGCGACUGUUAGUCCAGGGCUGAGUGCUUAGUACAGUGCCCUGCACGCAGUAAGCGCUCAAUAAGCACGACUGAUUGACCAGCGGGGAGACCGGGGUGGGGGAGAACGUGGAAGCACCGCCUGAUCCCCCUCGCCGACAUCCUUUUCCUUGGCUCAGUGGAAAGAGGCCGGGCCUUAGGAGUCAACUUGGACUUCCCAAGCGCUUAGUACAGUGCUCUGCACAUAGUAAGCGCUCAAUAAAUACGAUUGAUUGAUUGAUUGACCAGUGGGGAGACCAGGGGGGAGAACAUGGACGCACCGGCUGAUCCCCCUCGCCGACAUCCUUUUCCUUGGCUCAGUGGAAAGAGGCCAGGCCUUAGGAAUCAACUUGGACUUCC
Tachyglossus aculeatus (Australian echidna) is the source of this 2239-nucleotide messenger RNA. RefSeq names its product slingshot protein phosphatase 3 (gene SSH3). Gene Ontology annotation, biological process: protein dephosphorylation; actin cytoskeleton organization; negative regulation of actin filament polymerization. NCBI's taxonomy places the organism in Eukaryota, Metazoa, Chordata, Mammalia, Monotremata, Tachyglossidae. Gene Ontology annotation, molecular function: protein tyrosine/serine/threonine phosphatase activity; actin binding. Gene Ontology annotation, cellular component: cytoplasm. Bases 99 to 1874 code for a protein of 591 amino acids. The record is from RefSeq and is a predicted model, not a curated record. The transcript is spliced from 14 exons.